AUGUCCUCUUCACCAAAAGACACAGCCGAGACCACUGAGCCUCCGAAAUCGAGCGACGCCGAUACACAACCUUGGAACGAAGACAAACGACGAAAGUUCGAAACGAAAUCCAAGAGCGAGUUCUACGAUCCGUGUCAAGAGGCUGCACAAAGAAGCUAUAGAUGCUUGUUCAGGAACGGAGGCGAUAAGAAUAUGUGUGGAGAGUAUUUCCAGGCAUAUCGCGACUGCAAACAAGCAUGGACUGAUAAACGGAAAAAGGAAGGCCGCGGCUGGUUCUGA
This is a messenger RNA of Fusarium fujikuroi IMI 58289, 279 nucleotides long. RefSeq names its product probable Cytochrome c oxidase-assembly factor COX23, mitochondrial. The coding region runs from base 1 to 279 and encodes 92 amino acids. The record is from RefSeq and is a predicted model, not a curated record. Lineage: Eukaryota; Fungi; Ascomycota; Sordariomycetes; Hypocreales; Nectriaceae. The transcript is spliced from 4 exons.